UUUAGUAUCAUACAAAAAAAAAAAAAUGAAAAAGAUCAUUUUUGUUCUAUUACUGUCUCUGGCUUUUGCCACCUGCAGUGUUAUUAACUCUCAAGAAGAUCAAGAUGAAGUUGUCAGCAUUGAAGAUAACUCCCCAUUCGAUGAAGAUGACGAAACUUACAUCGAUCUAUUAAGGUUGGAAGAAGAUGAUCAAAAUGGACAAGAAGUCAAUCCCAAUCGUGGAUUGAUAAUAUCAUCAAUUGUCAAAAAAUCCCUCAAAAAUAUGAUCAAACAAAUGCCAUGUGGUUGGCCAGAAGCUGGUGUUCCUUCAUUAGCUCCUUAUCGUAGGGAAGAAAUCAAUUUACAGGCUAAAAAGUCGUUUUUAAGCACUGUGAGUCAACUAGUACGUUUUCGUCUUGACGGAUUAGAUGAUAUAAAGAUAAAAAAACUUAGUAUGAGUUAUAUGUACAAAAAAGUAAAGUUCCAUUUCAUCUUCCGCAAAAUCAAAGCAACAUCGAAAUUCAACACUGAUACUCUGAUCGACUUGCUGAACGAGCUUGGUAUCAAAGUUCGUUACGAAGGCAAAGGAGCUAUUGACUUUGGCCUAAUGAACUUAUCCAUCAAAGGUUCCUUCAAAUACAAGGCACCCAUGAUCUGGGGAAGUGUGAAAAUCUACAAAUUCAAGAUCGCUAUUACUUUAGGUGGCUGUAAGUCGAAUAUUACCGGAAUAGCUCCAACUUCCAAUACCAAUCGUUUGAUCAAUAACCUUAUCGAAGAUACCAUUUUGUCAGGCAUUAAUGACAAUCAAGCUGAAAUAAGUUCUAGAAUUGAAGAUGUUGUUGUUCCGAGUAUCAAUGAAAGUCUGAAAGGUAAAAAUAUUUGGGGUGUAAUUGCAAUGAAACCUCCGAAGCCAGAUGGCAAAUGUGUUGCACCUCCAGAUCCAUGGGCUUGAAAGUUUAAACUGAAAAGUCAAUAAAAAAAUAUAAUUUAUCCUUUAAAGCUGAGAAAA
Messenger RNA from Episyrphus balteatus (marmalade hoverfly), 988 nucleotides. RefSeq lists its product as uncharacterized. Bases 26 to 931 code for a protein of 301 amino acids. Lineage: Eukaryota; Metazoa; Arthropoda; Insecta; Diptera; Syrphidae. The transcript is spliced from 2 exons. The record is from RefSeq and is a predicted model, not a curated record.